AUAGGGCAGUAUAUUGGAGAGAUCUGCCGGUUUCUUCUUACAGUUCCACCAAGUGAAUAUGAUAGAAAACAUAAAGUGCGUCUAGUAUUCGGAAAUGGCCUGAGGCCGCAAAUUUGGGAACCUUUUCUUAAGAGAUUUGGCGUGAAGCAAAUAGGCGAAUUUUAUGGAUCCACUGAAGGAAAUUCAAAUCUCGUUAACAUUGACAAUAAAGUUGGUGCUAUUGGUUUUAUACCAAGAUAUGCUAGUUUCUUGUAUCCGGUUGCACUGUUGAAAAUUGACGAAGAAACAGGGGAAUUAUUGAGAGGACCAGAUGGAUUUUGCAUACCUUGUAAACCUGGUGAGGCUGGCGUUUUUGUGGGUAAAAUUAAUCCAAAGAAAGCAAUAAACGACUUUAGCGGCUACGCGGACAAAAAGGCUUCAGAACAAAAGAUUAUUCAUGAUGUCUUUAAGAAGGGCGAUCGCGUUUUCAAUUCUGGUGAUAUUUUAGUUAUGGAUGACCUCGGAUACUUUUAUUUUAAGGACAGAACUGGUGAUACAUUUAGGUGGCGAGGCGAAAAUGUUUCUACCUCGGAAGUAGAGGCCGUUAUAAGUAACGUGAUAAGUCUUAAAGAUGCAACUGUAUUUGGUGUCGAGAUCCCCGGGAACGAGGGUAAAGCAGGAAUGGUGGCUAUAUAUGACCCAGAAAAUUCCAUGGACUUGAAGGAAUUGGUAGGAAAGUUAAAGAAAGUUUUGCCGGAUUACGCCAUGCCUCGUUUUAUUCGUAUUCUAUCAGAACUGUCUAUGACUGGAACGUUCAAACUGAAAAAGAAGGAGCUCCAGCAAGAAGCUUUUGAUAUUAAAAAGGUUAAAGAUCCAAUUUAUUUCCUCAAUAAUGAUACCUACGUAAGGAUGACUGAUGAACACUACAAUAAUAUCGUCCAGGAAAAAAUCCGAUUAUAAUUCUGCCCUGUGGAGACAUUUUUUUUAAUAAGACGAGGAGAAAGAGACAGAGAGAGAGAGAGAGAGAGAGAGAGAGAGAGAGAGAGAGAGAGAAGUUUGGACUUAUUAUUAGACUAAAACGUUCUUUUACGAUAUUAUGUUUCCAGUGUUAAUUGAUUAAACCAUACUCAGUGAUCACAUUUUGUGGACCAAUAAUAAACUAUCAUGCGCAUCUAUUUUCGCAAAACGUGUGAGAAUUAAAGCACGUAUUGUUAGAAAAAAUGACAUGAGAUUUUUUUUCCAGUAGGAUAAUCAUCACGACUGAUAUUUUACAAUUUACGGAUUAUUUGUAUAUCAGAAUUAUGAUAAUGUGACGAAUAUUCCAGUGUAAAUAGCAAAAUAGCGUAAUAGCUGACGAUAAUUUACACAAUUGUUAAAAGUAUAGGAGAGAGAGAGAGAGAGAGAG
Wasmannia auropunctata (little fire ant) is the source of this 1384-nucleotide messenger RNA. RefSeq names its product long-chain fatty acid transport protein 4-like. Gene Ontology annotation, biological process: triglyceride homeostasis. The annotation marks the transcript as partial. Gene Ontology annotation, molecular function: long-chain fatty acid transmembrane transporter activity; long-chain fatty acid-CoA ligase activity. The transcript is spliced from 8 exons. The record is from RefSeq and is a predicted model, not a curated record. NCBI's taxonomy places the organism in Eukaryota, Metazoa, Arthropoda, Insecta, Hymenoptera, Formicidae. Gene Ontology annotation, cellular component: endoplasmic reticulum.